Dracunculus medinensis (Guinea worm) is the source of this 216-nucleotide messenger RNA. NCBI's taxonomy places the organism in Eukaryota, Metazoa, Nematoda, Chromadorea, Rhabditida, Dracunculidae. The record is from the annotation of a GenBank genome assembly.
AUGAAUUACGCCAUUUUGCAUUCAAAUAUCGCUUGGAUGAAGUUGGAAACAUUGUUUGCACAUGAUUUCGCAUUCCUUGAAAUUUCCCAAAAUCUACAUUACAAUUAUAAACGGACGAUACUUAUCGACCACAUAAUACAGAUCACCGAAGAAGAAUUCGAUAUUUCGAAAGAAAGAAUUGAGGCCAAUAAAAAUAUUUAUAGAAAAAAACAUUAA